Molecule: messenger RNA, 372 nt
Organism: Funneliformis caledonium
Lineage: Eukaryota; Fungi; Glomeromycota; Glomeromycetes; Glomerales; Glomeraceae
Source: the annotation of a GenBank genome assembly
AUGGCUGAAGAAACUAUUUCACUUUCACCUUUAAGUGAUCAAAAUAAUGAAAGAGAAGUUAAUAAUCUAACUGAACCUUCUGAUAAACUAUUAAACAAAUGUUCUAAAAAUCAUGAAACAGGAAAUAUGUUACUUGAUAAUGGAAAAACUGAUACUGAAUGUGUAGUUAAAAUAACAAAUGAAAAGUUGUAUAGACGGCUUUAUCUAAGUGAAAAUUCAACAAGCAAUCUCAUUUCACAUCUUGCAAGAAUUCAUCAAAUUACCAAAAAUACAAAAAUAGAAGGAAAUCUUGUUCAAACUACUAUUACCAAUACAGUAAAAACACAUAAAGAAGUUAAGCAAAAAGAGUUAAGGCAAUCACUUGUUGAUUGA